AUGUUUGAACAAAAAAAUAUGAAGGAGGCUCGAAGUGGUAAAAUAAAAAUUGUUGAUUCUUCUCCAGAAUGUUUUAAAGCAAUGCUGGAAUAUUUUUAUAGUGGAGAAAUUGAUAAAAGUAUUUUUUUAUUAAGUCGUACCUAACUUAUAGAUAAGGACGUGGAAUUGAAAAAGUAUUUGAAAAUUAGGGGUAUCCACCGUUGGGGGAGUGGGUGGGGGGGGGGGCGCAAGAGAAUUUUAAACAACGUAGCAAAAAUCCAAAAUUGGGCACAAUCCAACAUCUUUUCUGAAUGUAUCUCUUAGUCAGUCCCACACACAGUGGCCAACCAAAAUUUU
This is a messenger RNA of Meloidogyne enterolobii, 336 nucleotides long. Lineage: Eukaryota; Metazoa; Nematoda; Chromadorea; Rhabditida; Meloidogynidae. The record is from the annotation of a GenBank genome assembly.